CCACACUGAACAAAUGACAGUCAAGGACUGACAAUGGGUAGCGGCAUAUCAACAGCCACGAGCCGCAAGUGGCCGGGGCGGAAGCGACAACCUCAUAGUCCUCAGGCCGAGUCCUCACGAGUACUCUUCCUCCUGUACCUCAUUCAUAGGACCUGGAAUGUAGUUGUGGAGCAUGUGGAUUCUAAGAGUGCUAGAUGGCGUGGUUCCCACACAGUCCCCAGUUCGGGCGAGGGUCUGGCCCCGAGGUUCGACUCCGUCAGCCUGGCAGACUCGGACCUGGGAUCCUGUUACUCCAACUGCAGCUGCAGCUACUGCCGGCUCAGGGAGUGCGCCCAUGAUUGUGUCAGUGAACUCACUCUGUUGGAGGGCAUGGCGAACUGCGGAGGCUGGAGCGAAGAGCCCGUCUCUAAGGACAAGCAGCGCCCUCCAAUCUACAAUCCCGAGGACUACGCGACUUCGUUGAAAAAGUGGGGCAAGAAGACCGGCGGGGCGAGCUUGUAUGAUCUAGAGGUCGGACAGGAUGCCAACAAGUCCAGGACCCUGCCCAGCCAGGGUAGUAAGGACUUCAGGAACCCAUGCCUGGGCGUGGGUGAGGAGAUGACACUCCGUCAGUUCGGCACUCCCAGUGAGCUGCUCACCAAACUCAGAGCUGAUCUCCGCCUGUCGUUUCCAAGUUUCGUCCAAGAGUUCUCGUGCGAGCCGCUAGAUGGCGUGACGCUGUUACUCGAACUCCUGCGCAACGUGCAGCUCAGCCAAUCAGGAGAGGGCGCGAGGGGACCGCCCGCUGUUAGGAGAAGACCACUGCUGGAUGAGUUGGCUUGUUUGCAAUGCCUAUGGAGCUGCUGUAGCCGCUACCCUGACUGCGUGCGGAGGCUGGUGUCUGGCUCCAACGGAGUGUACACCCUCACCGUCUGCAUCAUGUCUACAGUUAACAAGUCCAGGGUUCUGGCUUUGCAGCUCCUAACAAAAGCCUGCUACCCUCCAGCGAAAGGCCACAGCAUGGUUUCCGAAGCUCUCUCCACGCUCCGUCUCCGCUACGGAGAACCAGUUCGCUUCAGAUUCUUGGUAGGAAUGCUGCAGAGCUCUGGAGGUUCGGGAGACCUGCAGGCAGCUGGCCUGGCCUUCAUCAAUGCACUGUUGAGCAGUGCUCCUACUCCUCAGAGGAAGCUGUAUAUUCAAGCUGAGUUGGAACAGGCUGGAUUUGAUAUUGUUACUUUAAAAAAGAUGGUAGCCAAGCUGCCAAGCGCGAACGACCAAGUGACAAGAGAGAUAGACGAUUACGAGAGACAGCUGAUAGACAUCGACACGCUGAGCGAGAAGGCGAACGAGGCGCAGAGAGAGAAGGACGAUUUGAGGCACAAGCUUGAACUGCUUGAGAAGAGAGUCAAGAUUCUUCAAGAAGAAAAAGGGAUCCUGUUAUCAUUAGAGAAAUGCUUGAAGGAGAAGUGUUGCGAACUUCAGGAGGAGGUGUCUUCACUACGAUCAGAACAUGGCAACUCCAACAGGAAGAAACCAUUCGCCAUCAAGAAAAAAAAUUCUGUUCAUAAAAAUAGAGACGAAUCAUCACCACCAGAAGAUGAAGGUAUCAGUUCCUCAGAGAGAUCUCUAAGUCCCGAAGGUGAUCCUCCACGAGACUCCAUGGUCUACGAAGUUUUCAAAAACGAAACAUACGACAUAAUGCGAAACAAACGUCCGUUGCAUAAAAAACUAGAAUCCAAGAAGAAUGAAAAGAAAUCCUCAGACGAGGAAGAAGAAACGACAAUUGAUGAAGUUAUUCAAGAAUUAAGGAAUAUUGUCAAUCACGCUGAAUCGGAACAGUACGCUAAAGAUUUCAUUGAUGACCGUUCAUCCAGAUGCAAUCAAACUUCAGAAAUUAACGUACCAAUAAACGCUCUAGAAUGCAAAAAGAACAGAGAUGAAAAAGAAGAUUCUAUUACUAGCACUAGACACAGUAUACAGAUAAAAGGAAAAGAGGAUUUCCCAGACGAUAGUGUUGAAGAAGACCAAGAAUCUGAGAUUAUUCCAAGCAAAAUAGUCCCACACCCACCUAGAAAGGCCAAAAGCCUGUUACACUUAUUUGUCCCACCUGUAGUAGACCAAGGAUUGGUAUACAAGCCUCCCGAUCUCUACGACGAUAACUUCUACUCUAGUGACGAAGGAUCUGAUUCUUUACUAAGCGCUUCAAAAUAUACUAAGCCCGUCGCUAAAAAACCUUCUGUCUCCAGCUUCGAUUUCAACGAAUGCAGAGCUGUUUUCAACUCUAUUACAGAUAGGAUUAAGGAUGAGAGUAGAACGAAGCGUUCCAGAACUCGUUCUAGAGAAGAAAGCAGGAGAACGUCUAUAAAACGAAGCGAGUCAUUCCAAACUUCUGAGAAAGGAUCCCGACAGCGCGAGUAUAUUGAUAGUAUGUUUUACGCAGAAACUCCUGCGCCGAUAGUCGGGUCAACGACUCAGUUGCAUAGAUCUAAUUCUAAAUGCAGUCGGGUAGACGAAAUAGUCAACCUUAUUGAGUCUAAAAAACUCACUAAAAGCUUAGACAGGAUCGACGAGGGACUGAACUCAAUGGUGGAUAUUGUCAUGCUGUCCGAACCACGUAAACCCGCAUGGCCAUACGAGAGAAGACAAAGAUCUUGUUCUAGAACAAGCAGCGAUGGUGGAAACGAGACUCCUUUGAUCCCGGUAACCAGAUCCAACAGCAAACUGAACAACAUGAGCCGCUACGAUUCAAAAUCUAGCCACAAAGACGAAACCACCAAAACAGAGUCCCCAAAAUUCUUCAUGAACCAGUCUAAGUUGAACCCUGGCCUUGACUCCCAAACUGGCUUUAAUAGCUCCACGUUUUUGGUGAAACGUGGUCACAGCAACGCUGGCUUUUACUCCGGGCCUCACAUGUUAAGGGAUGCUCCUGCCAGCAUGACUAGUCUUGUCAUCAAUGGUACACACAGCCACGCAGAUUUGAAAAGAACCUUAUCGCCCAUUGGUUCAAAUUCCAGCAAGUUUGGCAAUCACAAAGUGACAGACAUGCCUUCUGGGUUGUACUAAAAGGUGCUUCUACUAUACGUUUUCGGAACCAACGACUAAUUUAAGUGUUUCGUACCUAAUUAUAUGACUAGUGCAAUAUAGCCCUUUAGGAAUACUUAACGUGUUAGUGAAAAUCAGUUUUUGGAAGGUCUGAUUAAAUUGAAAAUAUAUUUGUUUUGUAUCUUGUAACGAUAUUAGGGUCUUAAAAAUGCAAAGACAAGAAAAAUAUAUUUCUGCAAAUUCAAGAGUUAAUAUUUAUGUCGUGUCAAAACUCUUUGAAUUAAUUGUUUGUGGCCUUUCAAAACUGAAAGAGUAAAGCUCAUCUACUUAUUUAUUUUUAGAUAUUUAGCGUUUAAUUAUUACGUAUCUUGGUAAUUUUGUUUUUUAGCAAAAUUUGCUUAAGAUCACCAUGUCACUGCUGCCAGUUUAUUACCUACUUAUUAUUUUAUUUUAAAAAAGAAUUUCAAAACUCUGCAUUUAAAUUAUACAACUGUCUAUUGGUCUUCUUGAAACACCAAUCACGAGUUGCUAUUUUUGUUCGAUAUUUAAAAUAUUUUGACAGUGCAGAGUUCCACUACGACUGUUUACCUCAAUUUUAAGUACUUUUAAGUUCCUUCAAAUUAAAAUCUGUUGCUUGGUCUACUGAAAUUACUUUAUUUACUCGUUGUAAAUAAGUCUGUUUAUCAAUUCGAAAUGUAGCAUUUUCUUGUAUUUACAUUAUUGAUGUAAUAAAAACAUGUAUGUAAGCAUA
Molecule: messenger RNA, 3772 nt
Organism: Helicoverpa zea (corn earworm)
Lineage: Eukaryota; Metazoa; Arthropoda; Insecta; Lepidoptera; Noctuidae
Gene: mwh
Exons: 11
Coding region: 34-3042 (1002 amino acids)
Biological process (GO): regulation of cell shape; cell migration; cortical actin cytoskeleton organization
Cellular component (GO): cytosol
Molecular function (GO): small GTPase binding; actin filament binding
Source: RefSeq, a predicted model, not a curated record